This is a messenger RNA of Bursaphelenchus okinawaensis, 1637 nucleotides long. NCBI's taxonomy places the organism in Eukaryota, Metazoa, Nematoda, Chromadorea, Rhabditida, Aphelenchoididae. The record is from the annotation of a GenBank genome assembly.
AUGUCUUUCUUGAGCCCUAGCUUCAGUUCACAUCAGAGAGAGGAUGAGAAGACUCACUAUGAGAAUGUCAAGGUUAGCCGAGGUGAGUUUUAUCAUUUUUUUUACCUUACCCUACCCUACCCUGCCCUACCUUACCCUACCUUACCAACCCUAUACUAUAGCCCGCCUAACUCCAUUCAUUCUACCUUACUGCCUCUUGGCUUACUGUGCCAUGCCGUUAGCUACCCCUCGUUACCGUAUUAUGCUGUUUCCAACCGUACCAUGUCUUAUCCUACCUAGUGUUCCGCACCGUGCUGUGACGUCCUCUUUCUCUACCUUAUCUCACAUUAACCCGUCCUGCCCUACCUUAACGUACCUUGCCCUACUAAGCCCCAUUUGACUCUACCUGGCCUUAUUCUACCUUAGCUGAUCGUGCCGUGCCAAAACGUGCCGUUUCUUACCCUAACAUGCCUUAUCCGAUCCAGCCUUUACCUACAGUGCCUUAUUCUACCUUACCAUCCAUCGUAGUGUAAUUCGAAGGUUUACCUUUUACAUGCAGUACUAUUGCUUCCAGGCAAAACCCAUAGGCGCAAGCUCCAUAAACCACGCCACGCAUCAGUCAACCUAUUAGCCGAAACCGCCAUCAAAUCAGCCAAACCGCCAAAGCAAGCUACAAAAUUGACCAAACUACAACGCCAAAACAUUGUCGAAAGUAAACGGAUGAUGUAUGACAAGUUCUAUGCUGGUGUUCAACAUCCAGAUGAAAUGAAAAAGAUUUUGAAGUGUACUCAGUUCCAGGUCUACUAUCGAAAAGCUAAUUUUAGAUGGGACAUUCCAGCCGAACUGCCAAUGUAUCUGGCUUAUAAGGACAGUAAUGAGAGAGUGGGUUAUUUUAGAUAUGGAAAAUUAAAUCUUAGCUUUAAUUCUUGUCUUGGCCUAGCUUAACAUACCCUUUGGCAAAUCUUUAGCCCUAGACUCAACGGUAGCUCUAGUCCUAGCCGUAGCGUUUGCCUUAGCCCUAGCCGUAUCCUGAACUUUAGCCUUAGCUUUAGCUCUAGCCUUGGCCUACGGUCUAGUUUUAGCUUUAGCGUUAGCCUAUGAUCUUGAUCUUAAUCUUAGCUCAAGUCUUAGCCAUGCCAAAGCUCUGACUAGAUCCUGAGCUUUAGUCCUAGUCUCAGCUUUAGUUUUAACUCUUAGUUUAGGCUUAGCGUUAGCCUAUAGCUUUGAUCGUAAUUUUAGUUUUAGCCCAAGCCCUAGCUGUAUCUUUAGCUAUGGCUGCUGUUCUAGCCCUAUCUCUAGCUCUAAUCUUAGCCCUUGCUCUAACCCAAUCCCUAGCCCAUUGUCUAACCAUAACUUCAGCUUUAGCCUCUUCUCAUCCUAGUCCAGCUUUUAAUACUUAGCUAAAUUUACACUCAAAACUUCAGAUGUACCACUUCCCAAUCAUUCACGGUCCAGACGGCUUGGGAGGUCUACAGUGGUCUGUUCAAACCCCAUUUGACAUGCCCAAUGCAACCUGUUCCAGUCUGAGCAAGCUCCUCGAACACUAUGGAAUCUACUCGUUUGUGGUACCAGAUACUGGCGAUAUCGAGGUCUUUCCGAUUUGGCAAAUGAACGAUCAUACAUCCAAAUCAACCGAUACAAGUGCAUCUAUCUAUUAG